AUGGAAAUGAACAACAACAGGACCCUGGCCACCGAAGUAGUUCUUUUGGGUUUUUCAAAAAAUCCUAAAAUCAACGCUGCCUUGUUUUUAUUGUUUUCUGUGGUCUACCUCACAACCAUCAUCGGAAAUGGUCUCAUGAUCUGUAUCAUUUUGAUCAGCCCUCACUUACAUAUCCCCAUGUACUUCUUCCUUUGCAAUUUAUCCUUCAUCGACUUCUUCUACUCCUCCACCGCCAUGCCCAAGCUGUUAGUAGACCUCGUUUCCAGAGACAGAACAAUUUCGAUCGCCGGUUGCGGCAUUCAAGUCUAUAUCAGUGUUUUCUUGGGGGAUACGGAGUGCUUCAUCCUAGCGCUCAUGGCUUACGAUCGAUACGUUGCCAUCUGCCGCCCUCUCUACUAUCCCAUCCUCAUGAGGUGGAGUGCUUGUGUCUGGUUGGCCUCCUUUGUGUGGAUUUUAAGCUUUUUAAUAUCCGUGGUUCCAUCACUUCUAAUGCCGAUGAGAGUUUGUAACCCCAACCAGAUUAACCAUUUCAUGUGUGAGGUUAUAGCCGUCAUUAAGUUAUCGUGUGACAAUAUAUAUGUGAAUCAGCUUGUUAUAUUCUCAAUCAGUUUUUUCACCCUUCUUCUGCCUUUUACGCUCAUUGUCUGUUCCUAUGUUUGCAUCAUAUCAUCAGUCCUAAAAAUUCACUCCGUCGAACGCUCUAAAACCUUUUCCACGUGCACGUCUCAUAUCACCGUGGUGGGUUUAUUUUAUGGGACGGCAAUGGUCAUGUACUUCGGGCCGUCGUCUCAGUACUCGACAGACCAAGAAAAGUUUAUCUCAGUGUUUUAUGUCCUCGUCAUUCCCAUGCUAAAUCCUCUCAUCUAUAGUUUAAAGAACGAAAAGGUGAAAAAAGCUUUUUUAUUGGACAAAUCCCUUUCUCGAUCAUUGCAAUAG
Nanorana parkeri is the source of this 936-nucleotide messenger RNA. Its product is annotated as olfactory receptor 2A12-like. The transcript has a single exon. NCBI's taxonomy places the organism in Eukaryota, Metazoa, Chordata, Amphibia, Anura, Dicroglossidae. Gene Ontology annotation, molecular function: olfactory receptor activity; G protein-coupled receptor activity. Gene Ontology annotation, biological process: G protein-coupled receptor signaling pathway. Gene Ontology annotation, cellular component: membrane. The coding region runs from base 1 to 936 and encodes 311 amino acids. The record is from RefSeq and is a predicted model, not a curated record.